Microplitis mediator is the source of this 4388-nucleotide messenger RNA. RefSeq names its product serine/threonine-protein phosphatase 2A 65 kDa regulatory subunit A alpha isoform (gene Pp2A-29B). NCBI's taxonomy places the organism in Eukaryota, Metazoa, Arthropoda, Insecta, Hymenoptera, Braconidae. The transcript has 8 exons. The record is from RefSeq and is a predicted model, not a curated record. Gene Ontology annotation, cellular component: protein phosphatase type 2A complex; cytoplasm. Bases 262 to 2034 code for a protein of 590 amino acids. Gene Ontology annotation, biological process: protein dephosphorylation. Gene Ontology annotation, molecular function: protein binding; protein phosphatase regulator activity.
CUUCCUUCUUCAAUAUCUAAAUUUUCCAUCAAACACUCGAACCGAUGCGAUAUUUUAAUCACUCAAAACUGGCUGCAAAUAAAAAUACGCAGCGGUUUAUAAAUAAGUAGCCCGAGAAAAAGUUUAAAUAUUUAAAAAAAAAAAGCUAAAAGUUAAUAAAGGUGUCAGGCACACGGUGCCAAAACAUACUAAAAAUAUAUAAAAUACGCCUAUAAAAAUAAGAUAAUAAAAUUUAUUUAAAUAGUGACUACCAGCAGCAAAAUGGCAGCGGCCGACUCAUCAACCGACGACAGUCUUUAUCCAAUAGCCGUUUUAAUUGACGAAUUGAAGAAUGAGGAUGUCCAGUUACGUCUGAAUUCAAUAAAAAAACUUUCAACAAUCGCGCUGGCACUUGGAGCUGAAAGAACACGCAGUGAAUUGAUGCCAUUUCUCACUGAAACAAUUUACGAUGAAGAUGAAGUAUUACUAGCACUUGCUGAACAACUUGGAUCAUUUACUCCACUUGUUGGCGGGCCUGAAUACGUCCACUGUCUUCUGCCACCAUUGGAAGCUUUGGCAGCAGUAGAAGAGACAGUAGUGCGUGACAAAGCCGUGGAAUCACUCCGAAAUAUCGCCAGCCAACACAGCCCAACUUAUUUGGAAGAUCACUUUGUACCGUUGGUCCAACGUCUGGCUUCUGGCGACUGGUUCACGUCGAGAACUUCAGCUUGUGGAUUAAUAAGUGUAUGCUACCCACGUGUAAGUCCCGCGACUAAAGCUGAGUUGAGAAACCAUUUCCGUAACUUGUGUCAAGAUGACACUCCGAUGGUGCGUCGAUCUGCGGCUUCUAAACUCGGGGAGUUCGCUAAAGUUGUUGAGAUCGAGUAUCUCAAGGCGGAUUUGAUUCCGAUGUUUGUUGUCCUGGCACAGGAUGAACAGGACUCAGUGCGUCUGUUGGCAGUUGAUGCAUGUGUCAGUAUUGCUUCUCUUCUUCAGCAAGAAGAUGUUGAACAAUUAGUCAUGCCAACAUUGCGUCAAUGUGCUGGUGACCAGUCGUGGCGCGUCCGUUAUAUGGUCGCUGAUAAAUUCACUGAUCUCCAAAAAGCAGUGGGUCCAGAAAUAACAAAAACUGAUCUAGUUCCAGCAUUCCAAGUUCUGUUGAAAGACACUGAAGCUGAAGUAAGAGCAGCAGCCGCUGAAAAAGUUCGUGAAUUUUGUCAAAAUCUCGAUCAGUUUAAUCAAGAAAAUAUUAUUAUGACAAAUAUAUUACCUUUUAUAAAAGAACUUGUUGCUGAUCUUAAUCAACAUGUUAAAUCAGCACUAGCUGGUGUUAUUAUGGGACUCAGUCCUAUUUUAGGAAAACACAAUACUAUUGAACACUUGCUGCCACUUUUCCUGAUGCAAUUAAAAGACGAGUGUCCAGAAGUACGUCUUAAUAUUAUCAGCAACUUGGACUGCGUCAACGAAGUAAUUGGGAUCCAACAACUGUCCCAGUCCCUACUGCCAGCAAUUGUCGAGCUUGCUGAAGACAGCAAGUGGCGAGUGCGCUUAGCAAUCAUCGAAUACAUGCCGCUGCUAGCUGGACAACUGGGCGUUGAGUUCUUUGAUGAAAAACUAAACUCGCUGUCAAUGAACUGGCUCGUCGAUCACGUCUACGCAAUCAGAGAAGCCGCGACGCUCAACUUGAAAAAAUUGGUCGAGAAAUUCGGUCCCGAGUGGGCAUCGAACACAAUUAUUCCAAAAGUUUUAAAUAUGUCCCGUGACCAAAAUUAUCUCCAUCGUAUGACAUGUUUGUUCUGUAUCAAUGUUUUGGCUGAAGUAUGCGGUCCCGAUAUCACAACAAAAGUGAUGCUGCCUACAGUCAUCGCAAUGGCAAAUGACAACGUAGCGAACGUAAGAUUCAAUGUAGCAAAAACAUUACAACGUAUUGGGCCUUAUCUAGAACCAAGUGCAGUACAAACGCAAGUUAAACCAGUACUUGAUAAACUUAACACAGAUCCAGAUGUUGAUGUCAAAUAUUUUGCUUCCGAAGCUAUUGCUGGUAUCGCAGCGUAGGUUAAUCAGGUCUCCUAAGCGCAUUUAUCUUUAAUCUUCAUGCAAAAACAUAACUACGUAUAAAAAAAAAAAAAAAUACAUUAAGUAAAUUAGAGAAGGAAUAAAUUUUUUCACAGCGGGAAUAUAAUUAACAAUAACAGUAACAAUUAUAAUAAAGUAUCAAUACCGGUCUCUCUUUUCCACAAGAUGUAGCUGGAUACCGUGAAGAUGCACAUAGCGUAGAAAAAUUUAAGUAACCCACGGAUUUAACAGUUAAUGCAAACUGCUAUUUUAAAAUUUCAAUUGUAUUUGUAUAUCUAUAGCAAUUGUACUAAGUAUUGAAUUAUUCAGUUUAUAAAAUAAGUUCAUAUUACUAUUAAUAUUAUUAUUAUGUAUCUUGGUAAUAAUUAAGUUAAUGUUCUUGUCGAUUAGGAGAACAAUAAAGUGGAUAAUUACGCGGUAUCAUUCCCAUAUUUAAAAAAAAGAAGAAGGAAAAUAAAAAGUCGUGUCACUAACUUGGUUAUUACUGAAAUAAAAUAUUAAAUCAACAUUUACUUUUCUACAUAUUUUAUUGACAAAUUUAAAUAUACAAUUAUCCUGAAAGCAAAACAACAAACAAACCAAAUUUUAUUUUUUCACUAGAUCUGUACUGGAAGUUUAAAUUCCUGCCCUGUUUAGAGGGAAGAAAAUCUUUCGUUUCUUUUAUGAGAAAACGAAUGAUGAAAAUUAACGCAUGCGCCAUUCCUGCCACAGAGAAAUAUUUAAACUUCCAGGUAAAGAUCUGGUGAAAAAUUGUGUGGACACCUCAUAGGAAAGUAGGACUCGCCUUCGGCUAAGGCUGGCAAUUACACACAGAAUGUCCUACUUUCCUCUCUUGGUGUGUAAUAUACUAUUUUAUGACACCAGCAUCGAAACUUAAAAUUUCAGUGUCUACAGUCAGUGGAAACAAAAUAGUUUCAGUAAAAUGCCGCGAAUUAAUAUCAGCAAACGCGUGAAUUGUGAAUGCUUUCAGUCAGCAGAAACAAACUUGUUUCGUCCCGAGGGAACAAACAAUAGUAUAUUUAUUAUUACACACCUAGGGUAGUAAAGUAAGAAAUGUCUCAGAUCGCAUGUAAUCUGAGGCUUUCUUAUUUACUGCCCAAGUGUAUACUAUUUUUCUCCUCGACGGAGGCAGAAAGCGUAAACUUUCCUCCCGCUGCACGGAAAAAAAAUAGUAGUGGCAACUCUGGGAUAGUACUGAGUACUUUCUGUAAAAAAAAAAAUUUCAGACAGUACUAUAUCCACUACUCUCUGGAUGGUACUGAGUACUAUUCCGGACAGUAGUGGAUAUAGUCUAGAUAGUAGUGAAUACAGUCUCGAUAGUAUACAGUACUGUCUAAAAAUUUUUUUUUACAGAAAGUACUCAGUACUAUCCCAGAGAGUUGCCACUACUAUUUUUUUUCCGCGUGUGCGAAACAAAGUUGCCGCUUUCUGUCUCCAUCGAGGAGAAAAAUAGUAUACGCACAUACAUGUGAUCUGAGAUAUUUCUUACUUUACUGCCCUAGGUGUGUAAUAUACUAUUUCUGCCCGCUGACUGAAGCCCGCAAUUUAAACUCUGAUAAUUGUCAUUUUUUCAAUAAUAAUUUCCAAGCAUUAAUUUUAUUUAUGUAAAUGACAGUUCUGACUUUGAGAUUAAGAUUUAUAAAAAUUAGUGUCAAUAAUAAAUAGUAUUUAUAGCCUCUGCUUAAUUAUAAAUUGCAAAUGACAAUUUAAUAGUUGAUAACUCAGUGGCCUUAAAUUAACUUGAUUCUGACUGGCUGCUGACACUGAAACUAAGUUCCAAUGCAGGUAAUCCGGAAAAAUAUUCCGCGUAACUCAAAAUGAAAGACAAUUUCACACUGCGAGUGAUGUCAGCCAACUUCACUCUGGUGUGAAAUCUGUUUCAACCCUUGUCACACAAUGUACUAUUUUAAAAUUACAAAACACAAGCACGUUUGAUUUUAUUUUUAAUUCUGUCCUGUUUACAUUUAACAUAUCACAGCUCACUAUCCUCUCUCAUUUUAUUAUCAUUAUUUUUUUUAAUCAUUACAUUGAUAUACAUAUAUAUUUUAUAUAUAUAUAGUAAAGUGUAAGUGAUGUACGCAGUGGAUAAAUAAAAGUAACAAUAAAUGAUUCUACUGUUAAUGAUUACUAGGGUUAAUGACAUUGACUGAUUUAUAUUUAAAUAAAUUGGCUGUCAAAGCACCAUGACACGGUCAGCUACUUAGCCAUUAAUUGAUUAAUUAAUUAAUUGGUUUAAUAACUCAUCGAUUACAACACUGAUUAAUAUAAAAUGAUUGUAUUACUUUAUUGAUAUCAGACUUUAAAAUAUUUUUAACUAUUUUAUAAUAUCAGUU